Notothenia coriiceps (black rockcod) is the source of this 2483-nucleotide messenger RNA. RefSeq names its product ribosomal protein S6 kinase a, polypeptide 1 (gene rps6ka1). Gene Ontology annotation, molecular function: ATP binding; magnesium ion binding; protein serine/threonine kinase activity. Gene Ontology annotation, biological process: intracellular signal transduction; protein phosphorylation. NCBI's taxonomy places the organism in Eukaryota, Metazoa, Chordata, Actinopteri, Perciformes, Nototheniidae. The transcript is spliced from 20 exons. Bases 261 to 2468 code for a protein of 735 amino acids. The record is from RefSeq and is a predicted model, not a curated record.
GCAGUCAGUCACUGAAGACACACAGAGCUCAUCAGACCAGCACAGAGCAAUGGAGAGAGGGAGGACAGUAGAGAUAAUAACAGAGAAGAUGAAGAGUUGAUUAUACUUGAGCAGAAUGCUGCUUCUGAGGAAAUAGAUAAAGGAAAGAGAUUUUUUUUUCAUGUGCACUUAAUGUGCACGGAGCUAAUCAAAUGUGACUAAAGUUGGACAGUUAGUGGAAAUGGGUAGGAAGAUGAUGCAGAGGUUUUGGCAAUGCUGAGAUGGAAAAGGACAAGAGCAAGUUCGCCUACCUGAGCCGCUUUCUGAACUUCCACCUUUCCAAAAAGAACAAAGCCUUGGCUCGCAGUCCUCCGAACUGUAACAGAUCAACAGCUGCACCAGGCAACAGCCCUGGCACUUUACCUGCAGAGAGGAACCACUGGACGGAAGAUGGAGAUAUCAAAGAGAUCAACAUUACCCAUGUGGUCAAGGAGGGCUCAGAGAAGGCUGAUGCUUCUCAGUUUGAACUGCUCAAAGUGUUGGGACAGGGAUCGUUUGGCAAGGUGUUCCUGGUGCGAAAGGUCACCGCUCCCGAUGCCAACCAGCUCUACGCCAUGAAGGUCCUCAAGAAGGCCACGCUGAAAGUGAGAGACCGUGUGAGAACUAAGAUGGAGAGAGACAUCCUAGCUGACGUCAACCACCCAUUUGUUGUCAAACUGCACUAUGCAUUCCAGACUGAAGGCAAGUUGUACCUGAUCCUGGACUUUCUCAGAGGAGGAGAUCUCUUCACCAGACUCUCCAAAGAGGUGAUGUUCACAGAGGAGGAUGUGAAGUUUUAUUUAGCGGAGCUGGCGUUAGGACUGGACCACCUCCAUAGCCUGGGCAUCAUUUACAGGGACCUCAAACCUGAAAACAUUCUCCUGGAUGAGGAGGGACAUAUCAAACUCACAGAUUUCGGCCUGUGUAAAGAAGCCAUUGAUCAUGAGAAGAAAGCGUAUUCCUUCUGUGGUACUGUGGAGUACAUGGCACCUGAGGUUGUGAACAGGCAGGGACACGACCAGAGCGCCGACUGGUGGUCAUUUGGAGUACUUAUGUUUGAGAUGUUGACUGGAUCGCUGCCAUUUCAAGGAAAGGACCGCAAAGAAACUAUGAGCCUGAUUCUGAAGGCGCGCCUGGGAAUGCCUCAGUUCCUCAGUGCAGAGGCUCAGUCUCUGCUCAGGGCUUUGUUCAAGAGGAACCCUUCCAACAGAAUGGGAUCUUGUGCUGAUGGUGCAGAGGAGAUCAAACGGCAUGGUUUCUUCUCCACCAUCGACUGGAACAAACUCUUCAGGCGAGAAUUAAAACCCCCGUUCAGACCAGCAGUGGCGCGUCCCGACGACACCUUCUACUUUGACUCUGAGUUCACCUCCCGUACCCCUAAAGACUCCCCCGGUGUGCCCCCCAGUGCUGAAGCUCACCAGCUUUUCAGAGGCUUUAGCUUCAUUGCGUCGCCUUUGUUGGACGAGGAAGGGUCUGUGGAGCCAGCCAAGCCUCACCCAGUGGUCCAGCAAUUACACGGAAAGAACCUGCUGUUCAGCGACGGUUACGUGUUGAAGGAAGACAUCGGCAUGGGGUCCUUCUCUGUCUGUAAACGCUGUAUCCACAAAGCCACCAACACAGAAUACGCUGUUAAGAUGAUUGAAAAGACCAGUACAGACCCCUCUGAGGAGAUUGAGAUUCUGCUUCGAUAUGGGCAGCACCCUAACAUCAUAACACUGAAGGAUGUGUACGACAACGGUAAGCAGGUGUUCAUGGUGACAGAGCUGAUGCGUGGAGGAGAGCUGCUGGAUCGCAUCCUCAAACAGAAGUUCUUCUCAGAGAGAGAGGCCAGCUCUGUGCUUCACACCAUCACCAAGACUGUGGAGUACCUACACUCACAGGGGGUGGUGCACAGAGACCUGAAGCCUAGCAAUAUCCUCUAUGUUGAUGAGUCGGGGAAUCCAGAUUCUAUCAGGAUCUGUGAUUUUGGCUUCGCUAAGCAACUGCGUGCCAACAACGGCCUGCUGAUGACCCCGUGCUACACUGCUAACUUUGUAGCUCCUGAGGUGUUGAAACGUCAGGGCUAUGAUGAAGGGUGUGACAUCUGGAGUCUAGGAGUCUUACUGUACACCAUGCUGGCCGGCUUUACUCCAUUUGCCAACGGACCUGAGGACACCCCAAAUGAGAUCCUGAACAGAAUAGGAAACGGUCACUUCAGUCUAGUUGGAGGCAACUGGGACACAGUGUCUGAAGCUGCCAAGGAUCUUGUGUCGAAGAUGCUUCAUGUGGACCCGCAUCAGAGACUGACUGCUCAGCAGGUCCUCAAACAUCCUUGGAUUAUCCAGAGAGAAAAACUGCCCAACAGCCAGCUCCCUCAUCAUGACCCCAAACUGGUCAAGGUAACAAGACGUUUUCUAUCAAAAACAUAUCAGUUACAGAGAACUGAUUGGAUAUUUUAUUUUCCUACAUGAUACAGUAUAACAACG